AAGGGGAACCGACACAGCAGGAAGUAGAGCAAAUCCCUGACCGUCACAGCAAGAGUUUGGUGCCCCGGUUGAAGACGAGGUUUGGUCACAUGGAUCAAACGGGUGGCAGCUCUAGCGGGGAAGAUGUGCCCCCCCCUCCACCAUACAGCCCCCACAGUGAAGAACAGCCCUACACAGGAACAGUGUAUCAGGUAGGGAAAGGCAACAUUGCUGUUGUCGCCCCUCCUGGCUAUUAUAGCAACACGGUUCACCCUGAGCACCCGGCAGUGUUUGGAGACCAUCAGGGCUACGAUCCAUCCCCCCCAUCGUACACAUCUGGAUCGCAGUACGAAUCGGAGGACGGCGUGUUCAGUGAUGAUGCCGUACAGAAAGGUUUUAUAAGGAAAGUCUACCUGACCUUGAUGAUUCAGCUGCUGCUGACGGUUGGGAUCAUUUGUGCUUUUCUUUACUGUAACACGCUCAGAAGAUGGGUUAUAGAACACCACUGGUUCUCCUUCUCCAUGAUUUUAAGUGUCUCCUUUUCUCUCCAACACCAGUGGGACUUCACGCUCAGAGCCGGCUUCCUGUGGGCUUUACUCUGGUCCUUCAUUUCCUUCGCCCUGCUGUGUGCAAUCAUCCGCUCGCAGUAUACUUACAUCUUUUACGCCUUCCUGGGAACCCUGCUGUUCUCCUUAUACCUGGUGUCUGAUACUCAGCUGAUCCUGGGCGGGAAACACAGGAAGUAUCAAAUCUCUCCGGAGGAGUACGUGUUUGCUACUCUCAACCUGUACCUGGACAUCGUCACCAUGUUCCUCUUCCUGCUGCAGUGCAUGAACCUCUGCCGCUAAACCUGAACCUCCUUCUUGACCAAUCAUUUCCUGCACAUCAAGUAGUAUCUUGUUGAGUUCAAAAUGUUUACAGUGAGUAAUUUGUAACAAAACAAAAAUUUAAAGGAGCAGUGAAAAUUAGAAGCCACAUGUGAUGAAUGGUCAUGAAUACAUUGAACACAUCAGCUGAUCCCAGGUCAGAAGGCGGAGGCAGCCCUUUGGUCCAGGAUUUAAAAAAUUAGG
Molecule: messenger RNA, 1049 nt
Organism: Nematolebias whitei (Rio pearlfish)
Lineage: Eukaryota; Metazoa; Chordata; Actinopteri; Cyprinodontiformes; Rivulidae
Exons: 8
Coding region: 90-827 (245 amino acids)
Cellular component (GO): membrane
Source: RefSeq, a predicted model, not a curated record